Messenger RNA from Gigantopelta aegis, 7256 nucleotides. Its product is annotated as ecotropic viral integration site 5 ortholog-like. The record is from RefSeq and is a predicted model, not a curated record. The transcript has 24 exons. Lineage: Eukaryota; Metazoa; Mollusca; Gastropoda; Neomphalida; Peltospiridae. Bases 689 to 3442 code for a protein of 917 amino acids.
AAACCACGGCCGUUGUCGUAGGCCUACACUGCUUGGAACAAGAAAAAGCCCAAUUAGCUGAAUGGAUCCACCGAGGUGGUUCGAUCAUGCGACGCAAGCACCUCAAGCAAGCACUCAACCGACUGAGCUAAAUCCCGCCCCUGUAGUUGUUAAAAAGCUCUGUUACUACUAUAUAAGUAUGAACCAUGUUAAAAUGGCAGCAAAUCCAGGAUUAUACAAGUGACAACGUUUUAUUUGUCUCACUAUGUUGAAUAUAGCAGUUAUCAUUAAUUUUAGACCCAAAUCUACUAGCCAUUGAUUAAUAAUGUAAACAUUCCUUUCCUUGUCGUUUUUUUUUUCUCGGUAAUCUACGUCAACAUUAGCUGCGAGUCGGGAAGCAUCGGAAAUAUGCGAACUCAACAAAACUGGUUUUUAAUCAUUUAUUCCGCGUCUGUGUAAAUCUUCAGACAAAUUGAACCAGUCCAGUGUGAAACAUCAAUGGUGAAAAUAUAGAGGGCGGAUUGAUCAUUUGUGUCUAAACUUUCUCUCGUAUUUUAUUAUCCUGGGUUAUAACAACACUGAGUCAACCAUCGCCCACAAUACAAUAGUUCCACAUUCAGGAAAUCCGGAUACUAUGUACAAAAUUGCACACCAUACAUGUAGUCGAUGGCCGAGACAGGCCAGUUGAGAAGACUAUCUAGUGGUUUCCAUGGAUACAAAUAAUGACAGCUCCACCGCAUUACCUGAAGCUGGGACCCCGGACACAUGCGUACAGUCAUGUAGCGACAGCACCGUUUCAGCACCGGAACAGAUCGUGCCAGUCGUCUCCACAUCCGCGUGCUCCCUGCCAGACACGCCCAUAGAUGACCCGGAACUCGAGUUGUUAGCCAAACUGGAGGAGGCUAACAGACAACUGGAGGCCGAUGAUAAGCUGUGCAAGUCUCUGGCCGGGGUGUCGCCCACCCCGAGUCACUCGCGGAAAGGAUCAGGAUCUAGCGUGGUGUCCAGUACUUCCUCAAACAGCCACUUCAGCUGCCAGGUUUCCUACGACGAAGACAUAGCUGCCGAAAAGUCAGAAACAUCAUGGGAAACUUGGGGCCGCUUGGUCAAUGAUUGGGAAUCUUAUAAGAAAAAGUCAUCUUAUUUGAGGGAUCUAAUACGGAAAGGCAUUCCACAUCACUUUAGGGGUUUGGCAUGGCAGCUGUUGCUGGGAGUACACGAGUCUCACUAUAAACAAUUGUAUGCCGAUUACCUCAAGAAAAACUCACCAUCGGAAAAACUGAUAAGGCGCGACAUUGCAAGGACGUUUCCUGACCACGAUUUCUUCAAGAAGAAGGAUGGACUUGGUCAGGAGAGUCUCUUCAAUGUAAUGAAGGCGUAUUCUCUUCACGACCGCGAGGUCGGCUACUGUCAGGGAAGUGGAUUCAUCGUCGGUCUGCUUCUCAUGGAGAUGCCAGAAGAGGAAGCGUUUGCAGUGUUGGUUCGCCUCAUGCAGGACUAUCGUUUACGAGAACUGUUCAAACCAAGCAUGGCAGAGCUGGGGCUUUGCAUGUACAAACUUGAAUGCUUGAUACAGGAACUACUGCCAGAUCUUCAUCAACAUUUCCAGACCCAGUACUUCCACACCUCGAUGUACGCAUCUUCGUGGUUCCUCACCCUCUACGUGACUUCAUUUAACCUGUCUCUCGCAUGCAGAAUCAUGGAUUUAUUUAUAUCAGAGGGAAUGGAGAUGAUAUUUCGAGUUGGAAUAGCAAUUUUACAGUCUAGUCAAGAAUAUCUUUUAUCUCAAGAUAUGGAAGGAAUGCUGAAGUUCUUUCAAAAAGAUUUACGUUCUAAGUAUGAAAGUGAUGUUGAUGGUCUGUUGCAAACCGCCUACCAAGUUCGGUACAGCUCCAAGAAGAUGAAAAAACUAGAAAAAGAAUAUACAGCUUUAAAAAGCAAAGAAAAUGAAGAACAAAUAGAAUUAAGGAGGCUGAGAACUGAAAACCGAUUACUGAGACAACGAAUAGACAAUUUAGAAAAGGAGUCUGCUGCGUUGGCUGACCGUCUGAUCCAGGACCAGGUGAUCCGGGCGCAGGAGGCGGAGGAGAGUUAUGCGCUGAAGAAUGAGCUGUCCGUGCUCCGCCAGCAGCACCAUGACGCUCAGAGGAAACUUGAGGAGGCCGACGUGCUCAUCGCAGAGAUUAAACGACGGGGUGUGGGUACAAAUGGUUUCAAAGACGUCAGUUGUGGACACUGGACAAAAUGUAUGGAUGAUGCAGACUGUCUGGACGAGGAGGAGACGCGUAACAUGAUCCGCAGUCUGCAGGCCGAGAUGAUUGGUCUCCGUCUCAAAGAGAGUGAAACCGCCAUUCUCGUCAAAGAGCUCCGGUCAAAAAUCAAGGAUCUUGAAGAUACAAACCUCGAUCUGCAGCGAGCUCCAAGCAAUGAUAUACAGCACCUGCAGGAAGAGCUGAUAGCUGUCAAACUGCGCGAAGCCGAGGCGAACCUUUCCUUGAAAGAAGUCCAGCAGAAAGUAAAGGACAUUGAACAGUAUUGGGAGAAACACAUGGAGAGGCAAUACAGUGUGACAUCGCCCAAGGAAAAGAACAGCAAACAAGAAAUCAAACACCUGCAGGAAGAGUUGAUGACGGUGAAGAUCAAAGAGACGAAGGCACUUGUUGAGGUCAAGGACACUAAACAGAAGGUCAUGGAGCUGGAGACCCAGAAUCACAUCUGUUCAAACCAAAUACGCCGUAUGGAUGAAAGUAACAAGAGUCUGAAGUCACGAAUAGAAGAAUCCUUAGAUACAGAAAAGGAACUUAAAAACCAUAUCAAGGAACUUAGGAGAAAGAUUGAUGACAUGGAGACAAAGAAAAAGGAGGAAACCAUGUUGACUCGAAUAAUGGAAGCCGAGCAUGCUCAAAUAAUCGCUGAAUAUAAACAAAAGAUUGCAAAUCUUGAAAUUCAGAAAGAGGAACUGCUAGCUGCUGGCCAGCUGCAUGGGAAAACGGGAACACAGGAUCUCGAAAACCAGAUCUACGACCUGAAAGAUGAGCAUGAUAUGCAUGUUUUACAGCUCAAAUUAAACGUAUCUCCUAAGACAGGCGAGGAUCUCACGGGAGAGUACGCUGGCCACGAAGAUUCCGACGAUGAGGUGAGCGAGGCCCUCGAAGACUCGUCCGAACUCAACAAGACUUUGUCGGAGAUUGUCGAGCGAAACUCGGGCCCGACGCUCUGCUCUGUGUUCGAGAACGGGGAGGACUCGCUGCUCCCUAAUGGAGAUGUGGGCGGCGAUGAGGUCCACGUGUGUGAUGCUGACGUUCCUUCACACGAUUCCAUUCCAGCAGGGCGCUCCACGGAUGGGUCGGGAGAUUGUGCUGAGGAACAUUCCACGGAGCAUUCUGAAGAACAUCCCAGGAAACCGUUGGUGGAGAAGUCAUCCGAGGAUGUCCCGGUGGAUAACGAUCUACCAGAUGGUUGAAAUGCAUGCUUCGUGGUCUUGUACUAUCUUAUAUUUGACUGCAUGGACAGCACCAAGAGGUCGGCUUCUACGGUGUGGGUGGGCAGGGACAGGGGUGAGGGAGAGGGUGCUUACUGCAUGUUCCAUUGUCAUUAACGAAGCUCUCCUGUGAAACACGCAAAAUAAGUGCCAAAGUUGUUGUUUGUGAGAAAACAUACUAGUACAUAUUAUUAAUUAUUAUAUUUUGUUGGUAAUACUCACAAGUUCACACGAUUGUAUCAGAUUAUUGGGUAUGCACAUUAUUAUUGUUGUUUGUUUUUACUCAUAGUUUUGUAAAUGCUUGUAAGAAAUAUAUGGAGUUAACCAAAACGAGGAAUGUUUUUCUGGUUAUUAUAUUAUUGUUAAGUGGUUCAUGUCAUUAAAAGUAAUUGAACUAUUUAAAUAUUUUUUUCAUACUCUAGUACUGUUUAUAUUUAAGAAAUGAAAUGUUUGGUGUAAAACCAAACAUCAGACUGGUUACUGUAAUAGCUGUACAUAUCUGGAUUUAAAUAAAUUUCUGAAACUUCAGCUUGUUACGGAGAUUUUAGUGUCUGUAUGAAUAGGUUCACAAACAAUGAUAUUUCAAAGAAGUAUUUAAAACAUUUAAAACAAAAUUAAUUGUUGAUAUAAUAGUUUGUUGGGUUUUUUGAAAUCACUGAAAAAAAUUGUACAAUAUAUUAAUUUUGUUAUUUCCAAAAUGAUUAUCCUUCCCUAAUUUUUUCACUUAACAAUAUUGAUGAAACCAAAUUAUAAAAAAAAAAGAGCCAAAACAAUGAAAACAAAUUAAAAACAACAAACCCAUUCCCCCCAGAGUAAUAUUAUUGUAUAUUAUUUCAAUUGUUGCACAUAAACCCAGAUUGCAUGAUACAAGGUUUCUCGAUUAUUAGAGCUCUGACAAUAUAGGUCAUCAUCAUGGUCCAGUGAGGUCCACAUUGUAAGCUAUCUUUAAUAGAUCCUUCUAUUCUUAGUAUGAGUUUACUGGUGAGUUAAAAUGGUACUGUCGUUUCAGUAUAAAAUAUUACAGUAGACUCAGUAUAGUGGAACCUGUUCUACAAGUAUGUAGUCAGUUGUUAAAAUGAUUGUUAGGUCAUCUGUAUGUAGCUAUCAAAAUGUGGCCUUUUGAGAGGGUGCUUAUUUUAGAACACUCAUUACUUCAUUUACGAGUAUAAUACGGUGAUUUUGUCACACGAACUGCUUACAGACAUUGCUGUUUGAGAAAGUCUGCCUAUCUUCAAAUUGUGAUCAUGUAAUUAAUUCCAGUUAACAUUUUUAAGAUGCACCUUAAAAAUGUAUCAUUUUAUUGAAAACUACCGGGUAUUAAUAGUUUUUAUAUUUUGUAAUUAUGUUUUGAAGAAGUUGUUACAUUGACACAAACAUAUUAAUUAAUACAUAUGUGUCAUGCAGUUACCACCUGUCAGAAAAAAAGAUGCAAUCUUGUAUCCUUUAAAAAAAAUUCCAAUCAGGUUAAACCAGUAUUUUAAUUGUUAUAGAUAAUGUAUAACAAUGUUUUAAUAUUUGUUGUCACUUUGUACUGUUUAAGUCAUGCCAGUGUUAAUUUGUUAAAUUCUUUUGUUCUCAGUUAAAAUGUUAAAAAUGUAUUCACUGAAGGCUUGAAUGUAAUUAUAAUAUAUUCUGAAUCUUAAAGAAUAUUAUUUUGAUUAUUAUUUCAUUAUUGUAAAGACAUCCCAUCUAUUUUAAGCCUUAUGACAUUACAUUGAAAAACUAACAUAAAAAUGGGACCCAUAUUUUCCAAGCUAAACUUAACGUUAUGAUAUUGUAAAACUGUUGUAUGGUAUAGAAUUUGACAUAGUAACAUCACAGCUUAUGACAGUUUUAUGAUAUUGUUGUGCUAAGAUACCUUUGAAAAUCGGUAGCCUGGCUUCUUUUUCCAGGGUUUCUAAACUCUGUACUACAAUCUAUUUCUGUAAGUAGUGAUACAGAUAUCAUAGGGGUGGAAGUUAAAUGACUUUCUUUCUCUCUGCACUGAAAAUGUCACUUCUAAUCAAGACGAUAAAUGAGCCAAUCCACAAAGCAUAAAAAACAUUUCCAUGACCAGUGGACAUAACCAUUUGUGGUUGUCAGCUCUAACUAUGAAUUAUUGUCGAGACCAUGGCAUCUGACCUUUGAUGUAUCAGCUCUAACUAUGAAUUAUUGUCGAGACCAUGGCAUCUGAUCUUUGAUGUAUCAGCUCUAACUAUGAAUUAUUGUCGAGACCAUGGCAUCUGACCUUUGAUGUAUCAGCUCUAACUAUGAAUUAUUGUCGAGACCAUGGCAUCUGACCUUUGAUGUAUCAGCUCUAACUGAAUUAUUGUUGAGACCAUGGCAUCUGACCUUUGACGUAUAACACUUUUGUGACAGUGAGUAGAAAUGUUCUUUUUAAAGCAGUACCCAACACAGAUUAUGACUAUUGUAAUUAAUAUUCAAAAAAGAGAGAUUAUAUCUGGAUUUAUAGUAUUUCACCAUCAUUGACCUCUGGAUUUCAAACUAAGAUCUAGUUGUUUUGUUUUGAAGCUGCUGAAUUAUUCAGGGAACAGUUUUUCACAUAAAUCGCGAUUCAGGUAUUUGAUGAAUCAUUUAUGUUCAAAAAUUAAAAGUUAUAACCAUAUGGCUGCUGAAUUAUCCAGGGCACAAUUUUUUACACGAAUCGCCAUUCAAUUAUGUUGUGAAUCAAUUACAUUCAAAUAUUAAAAGUUAUUAACUACAGGCUUUAUUCAUGUAUUCCAAAAAUGCAGGCAUUCUAUAUGUUUUUUCAAGACUGAUUUUUACACAUUUGUUUGUAAACAACUUGUAACUCACUGUACUGGUUAUGUAAAUAUAACACAACUGAACAGUUAGUUACCUAGGAAUAUAUUAGGUGAAUUGACUUCUGGUCACCUAAGAUUUUGAAAUAUUGUCCCCCAAUUAUCCCACGAAAACUGGUUUUAUUUUUAUUUUUUAUUUUUUAUUUUUUAAUUAUUUGUUUUUUAACAGAAAGAAAUAGAAGUACUGCUCACACUCCUGUGGAUUAACGGGGUCAGAUACUCUUAAACAUUAUUCCAAUAAAGUUUGUUUAUAUAUAUAAUAAUUACCGGUACUAUAUAUCUUUCUUGUGAAAUGACCACUUACAUGUAUAUUAACCUGAGACAUAUUUAUUUAUUUAUUUAGAAUGGAUAUUAAUUUAUUUUCAGACACUCUUAAUAGAGAUUGAUGUGCAAUAUGUACAGAGUAUUUUGGUGCAGGAUUUUGUCUUCAAAUUUAAAUUUCAGCUUUUCAGAUGACCCGUAAUAGCAUACAGGGUACUUAAGUGUGUUCGUGAUAAAUUUGUAACAUGUUUGUAACUGAGAUUAAUUGUUUAUCAUUAAUGUACUGACGUUACAAGAAACCAGGGAGAUCAUUUAGGUACCAAGAAAUUGGUCCAGCUACUUGGUAGACUUAUCACCAAAAAAUUCAAAUGUGUGUCAUGACUUUUCUCUUAUUACUGAUGAUAAAAUGAUAAUACACAGUUGUGUUGAUAUAAUGUUAAUUGUGAGAUAUGAACAUGAUCACUCUACAAUGUGAAGUUGAAGCCGAAUUAAGAUUAAUUUAUCCUGCAACCACUGUUUCUAUCCGCCGAGUAUGAUGACCGAUUAAAGAAAGUCAUAAACGUAUACUGGCAGAUUAUGACGCCACUCAUGAACAGUACAAAAUCGCACAUUUGACCUCUAGGUCAUCAUACAUUGUAGCUGAAAUAACAUACAUAAUAGCUUUUUCCCUUAAUUUUUAUGGUCUAGGAUAAAGAUAAUAACUAGUUGUAACUAGAAAAUCGGCUUUAUCCUGU